This is a messenger RNA of Rotaria sp. Silwood2, 207 nucleotides long. The record is from the annotation of a GenBank genome assembly. Lineage: Eukaryota; Metazoa; Rotifera; Eurotatoria; Philodinida; Philodinidae.
AUGGGUCCAUUUUAUUAUGAACAAUUAAGACGACAUUUAGAACCAGAAAGUAUAUCAAUACAAUCGAAAACAAAAUCAAUCACUGCUAAGUCACAACAUAGUUCUUUAUUACGUGGAGCUAUCGGAAUUAAAAAUAAACAACAUUUAUUUCGAAAUCAACGAAUACAUGAUAGUUUUAGUUCAUUUGAUACUACUGUACUUCUGUAA